Messenger RNA from Tilletiaria anomala UBC 951, 519 nucleotides. Its product is annotated as ribosomal protein 60S. Gene Ontology annotation, molecular function: structural constituent of ribosome. The transcript has 2 exons. The record is from RefSeq and is a predicted model, not a curated record. Lineage: Eukaryota; Fungi; Basidiomycota; Exobasidiomycetes; Georgefischeriales; Tilletiariaceae. The coding region runs from base 100 to 438 and encodes 112 amino acids. Gene Ontology annotation, cellular component: cytosolic large ribosomal subunit; ribosome. Gene Ontology annotation, biological process: cytoplasmic translational elongation.
CUGCUUCUAGUCUGCAAGUCUUCGGUUACCGAUCAAAGCUCAUCGAGCGGAUUUGCUGCUGGCUUUUAACGUCAAUCCACAACAUUUUUUAACGUCAAUAUGAAGCACAUCGCCGCUUACCUCCUCCUCCAGCUUGGUGGUAACGGGAGCCCUUCGGCCUCGGACAUCAAGGAGCUCCUCGACACUGUCGGUAUCGGGGCUGACACUGAGCGUGUCGAGAAGCUGAUCAGCGAGCUCGAGGGCAAGAACAUUGCUGAGCUCAUCACUGAGGGUGCUUCCAAGCUUGCAUCCGUCCCAUCUGGUGGUGUUGCUGCCUCUGCUGGCGCUGCCCCGGCUGCCGCCGCUGGUGCUGGUGCUGCUGAGGAGAAGAAGGAGGAGAAGAAGGAGGAGGAGAAGGAGGAGUCCGACGACGACAUGGGCUUCGGUCUCUUCGACUAAGUGUCUCGCAUACUACCUUCCUUCAGCAUCCCUGCACACCGGUGCAACCUUAAUGGCACUAGCAGGACAUGUGAUUUGGGC